AGUAUUCACUUGGUAUCGUUUAUAGAUACGCGUUUAGUAGUGUUAUUUUGUUUAAUGAGUUGUGACAAUGUCCUAUGUGAGACCUGCGAGCGUCCCGCUGGGACAAGUAUGGAGCCGUUUCAAAGGGCGGGAACGAGAUGGGAAAUCAGCUAAAAUGUACCAAAUCCGAGAUAUGGAUCCGGGAAUCCGAAAUCAAUGCCUGGACUUCAUGCAGGAAGUGUUCCUCCGAGACGAACCCCUAUCUAAAGCACUAGAUGUAAAAUCAGAUCCAGCAUCAAUAAAAACAAUCAGACAAAACUGGGAGAUGUUUCUAGACCAAAAUGUGAGCUUGGCCUGCUUCACGGAGGACGAGGAUGGCAACCCUGACCAGCUGGUAGCUUUCAACAUCAUCAUUAUUAGGACUAUAGACGAGCCUGACUCCGAGUUUAAACACGAAGACGGAGAGUCGUGGAACAAACUGAUGAGGACACUGGUGGAAGCUGAGAGCCUGGUGAAUGUAUUUAAACACUACCAAGUGGAUACAUACCUGUCGUCGAGCGGGCUCACCGUACUGCCGGAGUUCAGGGGACAAAAUAUAGGCGCUAGGAUGUUUGCUGCCAGGGAGCCUCUCUGCCGAGCCCUGGGAGUAACUGCUUCUUGUACUGUAUAUACAGCGACCACGUCGCAAGUGCUCGCUGCAAAGUGUGGUUACGAGGUAUUGGGUACUAUGGACUAUACCCACAUGAUGAAGUACGGGAUCGACCUGAGUGGCUCCGAGUGCCCGAACGCUAAAGUUAUGGGCAUCAAAUUUGAUUUUUAACUGUUAUUUUUUAAU
This is a messenger RNA of Achroia grisella, 814 nucleotides long. RefSeq lists its product as uncharacterized. The transcript is spliced from 6 exons. NCBI's taxonomy places the organism in Eukaryota, Metazoa, Arthropoda, Insecta, Lepidoptera, Pyralidae. Gene Ontology annotation, molecular function: N-acetyltransferase activity. Bases 68 to 799 code for a protein of 243 amino acids. The record is from RefSeq and is a predicted model, not a curated record.